Molecule: messenger RNA, 3424 nt
Organism: Danio rerio (zebrafish)
Lineage: Eukaryota; Metazoa; Chordata; Actinopteri; Cypriniformes; Danionidae
Source: RefSeq, a predicted model, not a curated record
UAGCACUGGUGUCCAGCAGUCAGGUGGUUGCUGAUGCCGUACCUUUAAAUUCCAAACCCCGCCCACAUAUGCAAAACACGCUCCAUAUCCAUCGGCGGAAGCGGCUCUCGUCUGUCACACAGAUCCUGCCUUUAAAGGCGCAUUAUAACCGCGGCUGAAGAGCAGAGCAGAGCAGCAGCGCAACACAACAACAGCCGCUCUGACAGACAGAAAUAAACACACUAACAGCAGCGCGCGGUGACGUCAGGGUUCUCAGCCGCGUGUGUGUGUGUGUGUGGACAGAAGACACGUCGCUGCGCUCGUAUGCAGUCUGACUGGAUAUUUAUGAAGCUUUCAACGCCUUUUGAUUGAUCAGUCGCUCCAUGGGGAUUCUCCGGUGCUUUCCGUCUGGUUUCUCCCGCCCUUCACCCCUCGGCCUGCCCUCCACCCUCUACAGCACCGCCUCCAUACAAAUCAUGAAACUGGUAUUAACUGAAUGGCAAUUGAUAUGGAUUUUUACUGUUUCCAGUAGACAGUAAACACACACAUACAUGCACAUACACCCACACACACACUCCCACACACAAACACACGCCAGCAGGAGUGACCUUAUGAUAGAGUCACAUCCUCUGCAAUCGUCCACAAAUGCAAAACGCCUUCAUCAUUUGAGGAUGUUCAUCACACCUUGAGCCUUUUCUCCAUCCACUGCUGCUUCCUGCUCUACAUUUCCGCGUUAUCCUGUGUGUGUUAUCCGCGUGUGAUCUGCAUGCCGGCGGCGGCGGCGAUGGCUCCGCAGAACAGCGACGCAGACGGCGUGCAGAUGCUGACGCCUGUGGAGAAGCUGGCAGGAGGAGGCGGGGCUAACGGAGUGGGUGGAGCUGGUGGGCGGGACUUGGAGAGUCAGGAGGAGUCGGUCAGCGAGGGAUCUAUAGAUCGCAUCCCUCUGCGGCAGUGGAUCAUGCACGGAGCCGUCAUGUUCGGACGGGAGUUCUGCUACGCCAUGGAGACGGCGCUGGUCACACCGGUGCUCCUGCAGAUAGGUCUCCCAGAGCAGUACUACAGCCUGACCUGGUUCCUGAGCCCCAUCCUGGGCCUGAUCUUCACUCCUCUGAUCGGCUCGGCCAGUGACCGCUGUACGUUGCGCUGGGGCCGCAGGAGACCCUUCAUCCUGGCCCUGUGUGUGGGUGUGCUGCUGGGCGUCGCUCUCUUCCUCAACGGCUCACUCAUAGGUCUUGCGAUCGGAGAUGUCCCGAAUAACCAGCCGAUCGGGAUUGUGAUGACGGUGUUAGGGGUGGUGGUGUUGGACUUCUGUGCGGACGCGACGGAGGGUCCGAUCCGAGCGUAUCUCCUGGACGUGGCAGACACCGAGGAGCAGGACAUGGCCCUCAAUAUACACGCUUUCUCUGCAGGGCUUGGAGGAGCGGUCGGCUACGCUCUCGGCGGCCUCGACUGGACUCACACUUUCCUAGGACGAACCUUCAAAUCUCAAGAGCAGAUUCUGUUCCUGUUCGCAUCGGUGCUGUUCACCGUUUCCGUCGCUCUUCAUCUAUUCAGCAUCGAGGAGCAGCAGUUCAGCCCGCAGCAGGAGCGUCUGGACGAAGAAGCCGACACCGAAUCCAGCGUUAAAACCGCACCGCAUCAACCGCUCGACAUGAUCCACGAAGACGAGCCCUACGACUACUACGACUGUGAGCGCCGCUCAGAACGAGACCUCGAUAUGGACUUUCUGGACGUGGAAAUCGUGCGCAGCAAAAGCGACUCCGUUUUAGCCAUGGCCGACGCUACUUUAGAUCAUCACGAUAUGCUGUUUCUACGAGAAAUCGAGCCGUCGAUAUUUCAAGAUCGCGUCUCGUCCUAUCACGGAUCUCCACCGCGACGCAGCAGCAGUACAGGGAGCCAAGAGUUUCUCCGCGGGAAGUUUUGCAGAUUGUCAGCGUUUCUGCAACAAAUGGAACGUGACGGUGAAGAAGCGCUGCUUAAUAAUCAACUCAACGAAUGUAAAGCUGCUAACGGACAUCAGGUUGAUAUUAACGGGCACGUGGAUUUAAAAGCGUCCAGUGCUAAUGCGUCCAUACGCCGCAGACGACACACUUUUUACCGUCAGUCGUCAUGCACUUUUUCGUAUUACGGACGCGUGGGAUCUCACCGCUACCGCUACCGACGCGCAAACGCAGCGUUUCUGAUCAAACCGUCGAGAAGUAUGAAUGAUAUUUACGAGCUGGAGAAAAGGCAGAAGCAGAGGAACGGACAGAGGAUUCGACAUCAGAGCGGGAACACGAACUCCAGCGGGGAUACGGAGAGCGAGGAGGGGGAAGCUGAAACUACAGUGCGUCUGCUGUGGAUGUCGAUGCUGAAGAUGCCCAAGGAGCUGUUCAGGCUGUGUGUGUGUCAUCUCGUCACCUGGUUCUCCAUCAUCGCCGAGGCCGUGUUUUAUACCGACUUUAUGGGGCAGGUCAUCUAUGAGGGAGACCCUACUGUAAGACUUGUUUUUAUUUUAUUCAUUUUUUUUUUAAUAAUGUGUUUGGUUUGUAAUGCACUUUUCAUAAACCAAGAGUGCUGUUCUGUGUUCCUCCAGUACGUCCAGCACAGUCCCGGCAGCUCCAAGCGUGGUUUUGGCAUCGACUGCGCCAUCCUGUCCUGCCAGGUCUACAUCUCGCAGAUCCUAGUGGCGUCUGCGCUGGGCUCGGUGGUGGAGGCGGUGGGCUCAGUGCGGGUCAUCCCUAUGGUGGCGUCCGGAGGGUCAUUUCUGGGCUUCCUGGCCUCCUGCUUCCUAGUCAUUUACCCGGGGUCCCAUCAGCCGGAGCCGGACGGGGCCAAGAGUGAACACACCAAAGCAUUAACAUCUAACGGCAGCGGCGUGGAGAAGCCCAGUUUCCUCAAACUCAACCGCAAAGGCACCGCGACCACAACCUGCAAAGUGGAGUGCGAAUCCACGCUGUGAACGAAUGUCCCAGAAUUCCCCGGGUUCAUUCAGGUUUGGGUUUGGGCUGCGGGCGGGUCUCAGGGCUGCGUCUCAGGACUGGACUGUUUAGGAGAGACUACAUGCACUUCUUCUUCCUUUGCACACUUCCGUUCUCAACAAGUCUGAUGUACAAUAGUGAUGGGUCGUUCUUGAAAGAUUCGUUUAUUUUGAAUGAUUCGUUCAUUUUGAACGAACUGAUUAUGUGACUCGAGAACACUGAGUCCACUCAGGGAGUGAUUCGUUCAUUCGCGGAGAUGAUCAGUUCUUUUUUUCGAGGUGUUUGAGUUGUUCGUUCGUCACGUAAAAAAAGCAGGAGCCAAUCAUAUGCAGUCAGAGCCGGAAAAAGUUUUCUGUGAAAUCCCCGGUUCAUUCGGGUUCGGGUUUGGGCUACGGGCGGGUCUCAGGGCUGGACUGUUUAGAAGAGAGAGAGAAAUAUAUGGUGACACCUCCUCAUCCCUUGCACACUUCCAUUCUCAACAAGUC